AUGGGAAAAGUUACGGCAUAUUAUAUGAAGCGACUGGACGUGACAAUUCGGGCCGCCAUCAGGAAGUCGCUCUACUUGCCUGAAGACGUGGCGAUCGGGUUCUUCCAUGCAGCGGUGAGGGACGGUGGACUGGGUGUUCCAAGACAGGCGGGGUUCAUCCCACAUCUCAGACUACGGAGGUUACUGCGUUCACGUGCGUCCUCUGUGGCCCUCGUAGUCGCUUGUGCGACCAGGGCAAUGGUUGAUUGUCAAAUCAACUGGUGUCGCGCUCGCCUGGCGGACGUGCCAAGACCAGAGAGUGCGGACGGCCUCAAGUCGUACUGGGCACGGCUAUGGCACGAUGCGGUGGACGGAGCUGACCUGUCUCACAUUGCCGAAAGCGGUGUGAGUACGGAUUGGGUCCGCCGACCGAGUCCUUUCAUGCGAGGGGGCAACUUCGUGAACUAUAGCUGGGUCCGUGCGAUCGCACUGUGCAGUCGUAUGAGGAUCGAUCGAGGGCGACGAGGGGGCCGCGAUAUCAUGUUUCGUGCGGUUUGUCAGAUGGCUGAGACCGCGGUACACAUGAUACAGCGGUGCUUUCGUACACAUGGCGAUAGGAUCCUCAGACAUGACUGCAUAGUAAAGGCUGUCGGUAAUUCUCUAACAGAGAUGGGAUGGACGGUGCACUACGAGAGAGUGUACCACACGCCAGCAGGGCCCAGGAAACCAGACAUCACUGCUGUGCGGGGAACAAGGGCGCAUUUGAAUAAGGUGGCCAAAUACCGAGAUGAAGCCCGACUCACUGACACUAUCAUCGCUGAGCGCCGAGCUGGCCGGGACGGGUCGGCGGCCAGAGUUGCGGCAGACGGCGUUGUGUAUGUGACGGUCACCGUCUCGUGGCGUGGGGUCUUGGGCAGUGAUAGCAUGCGUAGUCUGGAGGACCUUGGUGUGGACCGGCGAACUCUUCGUCGGAUUCCCAUCAUGGCCCUGAAAGGCUCCUACCUCAACUGA
Molecule: messenger RNA, 990 nt
Organism: Phaedon cochleariae (mustard beetle)
Lineage: Eukaryota; Metazoa; Arthropoda; Insecta; Coleoptera; Chrysomelidae
Source: the annotation of a GenBank genome assembly